AUGGCAUCGACUGAAGACGCAGGGCGUCGAGGCGUCGCGCCCGCGCCGCGGCGGAGAUUUGAACGCGCCGCAGACGAAAACGCCGAGCAGCCUGCGCACUCGGCUGCGUCUUUGUCUCCAGCGCAAAGGCAGGCGCGCGAGCGCCGAGUUUUCCUCUACAUCCCUAACAUCAUUGGGUACGUGCGCCUCGCCCUUCUGGUCGCGGCGGCCUGGGCGUGGCAGAAAGCUUUCGGCUUCCUCUUCGUCGUCUUCUACAUCGUCUCCCAGGGACUCGACGCCGUGGACGGAGCUGUGGCUCGGCGCCUCGGUCAAGUCUCCGUCUUCGGCGCCUGCCUCGACCAGGUCGUUGAUCGCCUCUCCACGUGUUUGCUAUACAUUCUCAACGCGGUCGCGUAUCCCGCAUGGGCGCCAGCGUUUUUUUUCGCGCUGCUUCUCGACGUGGGCGGCCACUGGGUUCACUUCUUUGCGGCGGCGGUUGCGGGCGCGAAGUCCCACAAGCAGCUCGAGGACGCGGAUGUGAAUCAAGUGUUGGCGAUCUACUAUAGCUCGCGGCCGGUGAUGUUUGCGGCGAUCCUCGGCUUCGACGGUUUUUUUCUCUCCAUUCUUCUGCUGGCGUCGCCCCUGCUCGAGUUCUCGUCUUUCGUUUUCCUCCAGAAAGCGCUUGUUGCCGUUGCGUACACCUCGGCGCCUCUCAUGGCCUUCAAGACGCUGACGAACUUGCUUCAGGGCGUCUACGGCGCGCAGCGCCUAGUGGCCUGCGGCUUGGCUGCCGAGUCUUAG
Besnoitia besnoiti is the source of this 780-nucleotide messenger RNA. Its product is annotated as putative phosphatidylinositol synthase. The record is from RefSeq and is a predicted model, not a curated record. Lineage: Eukaryota; Apicomplexa; Conoidasida; Eucoccidiorida; Sarcocystidae. Gene Ontology annotation, molecular function: CDP-diacylglycerol-inositol 3-phosphatidyltransferase activity. The coding region runs from base 1 to 780 and encodes 259 amino acids. Gene Ontology annotation, biological process: phosphatidylinositol biosynthetic process. The transcript is spliced from 7 exons. Gene Ontology annotation, cellular component: Golgi apparatus; membrane.